CAAAGGAGAUACUCCGAAUCUUCUUCUUCUUCUGCUGCGUAUUUCUUGUUCUACUCGUUCACAAUCUCUUACUCCCAUCUGGGUUUUUCUUACAGGAAUUGGAUUCAGAGGAAGCAAGGAUUGAGCGAGUGAGAAUGAUAGCUUUGAAUUCGCAUUUUGUGCUGAUUGAUUUGCACAGUUCAUGGCAUUCGGCUAACCAAAUCCCUAUUUCGAUUCCUACGUACCUGCAAAAUUCUCAUUCCGUUUCGAAAUUCUCGUCGUCGUUUUGUCGAACACGUCGUGCGCGUAAGGGGAUUGCUUCGUCCAAAUCUUCAGCUCCGUCGUUUCCUUCCCCUGAAAUUCGUCGGCCGACGUCAGAUCGGUUGUUUUUGGGGAAUGGAUUGUUGACGAAUCAAUCCAAUUCGAGUUCCAUUUUGGAUUCGGACUUUGCUUCGACCUCGUCUCAGUCAGAGGCUACUGCGGAGUUGGAGGUGUUCGUGGAACUGUUGCCUUCGAGGAUGAGGAAGCAGCUGAGCUCGCACGAUGAAUUCCGGGAAUUGAUAGAGGUUGUCUUGGAUUUGGGAAGGAAUCCUAUUGCCAGGUUUCCGUCAGGGGAUUGGGCUAUUUCGGAAGAGCUUGUGAAGCAUGAAGAUCUUAGCCACGCAAUAUCUAAGGUAGGAGACUUCUCAGACGACAACCGAUCGGGCAUGGACAGAUCUUUGCAUCGGAUAAGUGCAAUUCGAAACCGUAAAAUGCAGAUUAUUGGCCUCACUUGCAGGGUAGGGCGUUCUGUCUCUGGAAGUGCUGAGAUCAUUCGUGAUUUAGUAGAGGGUGGAGGUUCCAUCUUGGUCAUUGGACCACCAGGAGUUGGCAAAACCACAUUAAUCAGAGAAAUCGCUCGGAUGCUAGCAGACGACCACAAGAAACGUGUUGUUAUUGUGGAUACUUCCAAUGAAAUUGGAGGUGAUGGAGAUGUUCCUCAUGCAGGAAUAGGCAGUGCAAGGAGGAUGCAAGUCCCUAAUGUUCAUAUGCAGCACACGGUUAUGAUUGAAGCAGUGGAGAACCACAUGCCUGAAACCAUAAUCAUUGAUGAAAUUGGAACAGAACUUGAAGCACUAGCUGCCAGCACAAUUGCUCAAAGAGGGGUUCAGCUAGUAGGGACAGCUCACGGAAUCACCAUUGACAACAUAAUAAAAAAUCCAUCGUUGCAAAUCCUUGUUGGUGGCAUUGAGAGUGUGACCCUUGGUGACGAGGAAGCAAGGAAAAGAAAAGUGCAAAAGACAAUUCUAGAGAGAAAAGGACCUCCUACUUUUACUUGUGCAGUUGAGAUGAUAUCCAAAACAGAAUGUCGUGUUCAUCACAGAUUAGAUACAACAGUUGAUGCAAUAUUAGCAGGAAAAACUCCUCUUUUUGAAGUACGUAAUGUGGAGACUUAUGCUAAUCCUUCUGUGGGGCCAUCUCAAACUCUUGGAAAGAGUCUUCACGAAAGGUUACAUUCAAAAGAUGAUAACAUCAUUGCUGCUAGUGAUCCUGACAUGGAAGUACGUCAAGUGAAGACUUAUGCUAACCAUUCAAUGGGGCCAUCUCCAAAUCAUGAAAAGAGUCUUCACGAAAGAUCGCGUUCGAAAGACGAUAACAUUAUAGCCGAUGAUGAUGCUGACAUGGAAGAUGAGGGUCACCUUCCUCAUCAGUCUAAGAGUAGACCUGUGAGCAAAAAGAGCUCACCAGUGCGAGUCUAUUCUUACAAGAUUCUUGAAUCUGAUCUACUUCAAGUGGCACAAGUAUUGGGGCUCGAGAAUGAAAUAGACGUAACCGAUGACAUUGAAGCAGCCGAUGCAAUAUUAGCAUCUAGUGAUGAAAUGAAGCAGAACCCAGGGAUCCGAAGUGUUGCAAAAUUUCACCACUUGCCUGUGUUUGUAAUCAAGUCGAACACCAUGGCUCAAAUGGUCAAGGCAAUCCGCAUGAUUAUGAAGAUCGACUCCGGUUCUAUAACGAAGAAACCUCGAAAAACCCCUGACAUUGUAAUUGAAGGUGAUGCACCAAAAAGAAAGCCAUCCCUAGAAGAGAUAGAUGCAUUGGAGGAAGUUAGACUUGCAAUCGAGUAUAUCGUGAUUCCUGGUGGAGAGCCAGUUGAGCUUCUACCUCGACGCUCAGAUAUCGUUGCUCGACAGCUUGAACUCGUAGAAAGUUAUCAGUUAGCAGCCGAAUACUCGAGUUCUGAGCCGAACCCGAGGUUGCAGAUUCUUCCAUUGAGGUUGAAGAGUAAGAAUCUUAAAGAACCAAAAUCUAGUUCAAAAUCAGCAACUGGGGAAGGGACUGGUAUCUAUAGGCUUCCUUUGCUGCCUGAAUGAAAAAUCUAACCAGAUUUCCAAACAUGGUACAGUUUGUUCUAUUGUGAAUUUAUGUACAGGCAUGUAAAUAAUUCAUAUAUGUAUAUCUCAUUAACAUAAUUAUUUAUAUAUCUUAUUCCACCUUGGUUAUACAACAUUGUAAGAAUUCCUUCAAUAAAACACUGAAAUUACU
This is a messenger RNA of Cucurbita moschata (crookneck pumpkin), 2502 nucleotides long. RefSeq lists its product as uncharacterized. The transcript is spliced from 9 exons. Lineage: Eukaryota; Viridiplantae; Streptophyta; Magnoliopsida; Cucurbitales; Cucurbitaceae. The record is from RefSeq and is a predicted model, not a curated record. Gene Ontology annotation, molecular function: ATP hydrolysis activity. Bases 135 to 2330 code for a protein of 731 amino acids.